AGCGCGCAUGCUUUACGUGAUCGUCAAAAAGCAGUUCUGAUCAGCAUUUUCAGCUGUGAGCACAAACCGAGUGGUUGCACACUACCCGUAGAGGGAGAAAAAAAUAUUCUUAUAACUUCUGCAUUACCGUACGUCAACAACGUGCCUCAUCUAGGCAAUAUUAUCGGUUGUGUGCUUAGCGCGGAUACAUUUUCCAGAUUUUGCGAAUUGAAAGGCUGGCGUCACUUGUUCAUUUGCGGAACAGAUGAAUAUGGCACAGCAACUGAAAUGAAAGCACUUCAAGAAGGUUUAACUCCAAAGCAAAUCUGCGAUAAGUAUUUCGAAAUCCAUAAAUCCAUUUAUGAAUGGUUCAACAUUAAAUUCGAUCGUUUCGGACGCACAACGAAUCCUCAUCAAAUCGAGCUUACACAAGACAUCUUCAUGAAACUCUAUGCAAAUGGCUUCAUUUCAAGUGGCAGUGUUGAUCAGUUGCAUUGUGACGAAUGCGAUCGCUAUCUUGCUGAUCGUUACGUACAUGGCGAGUGUCCGUAUUGUCAUUACGAGGAUGCACGCGGUGAUCAAUGCGAUGCAUGUAGUAAAUUAAUCAAUGCUGUUGAGCUGAUUAAACCGCGUUGUUAUAUUUGCGAUCAAACUCCAACAAUUAAGCGAUCAACACAUCUUUUCAUUCAGCUCGAUGAAUUGUCGAAAGCCGUUGAUGAGCAUAUAAAUAAUCAGUUGAAAGAGUCCGCAUGUCAUUGGUCAUCGAACGCAGAGUCAAUAGCGAAAAGCUGGAUCAAACUGGGUCUUGAAAAACGUUGCAUUAGUCGUGAUUUGAAAUGGGGCGUACCUGUACCACUAGAAGAAUUUAAAGAUAAGGUAUUUUACGUUUGGUUCGAUGCACCAGUCGGAUACAUGUCGAUCACAAAGGAGCUUCUAGGUGAUGCGUGGACUUCAUGGUGGAAGAAUCCCAAAAAUGUGGAACUAUACAAUUUUGUUGGCAAAGAUAAUGUCGCAUUUCACGCCUUUAUGUUUCCAGCCUCACAACUCGGAGCACGUGAUGGUUAUACCGUUGUGAAUCAUCUUUGUGCCACAGAAUAUUUGAAUUAUGAGGGCACCAAGUUCAGCAAAUCACGAGGAGUGGGAGUUUUCGGUGAUAUGGCCCGUGACACUGGCAUUGAAGCAGAUAUUUGGCGUUUCUAUUUGCUUUAUCUACGACCCGAAACUCAAGACACCUCGUUUGCUUGGGAUGAUUUCGCGUUAAAGGUCAAUUCAGAAUUGCUGGGCAACUUGGGUAACUUCGUGAAUCGAGCGUUGUCUUUUGUUGCGUCCUCAUUCAAUGGUGUCAUACCUGAAAUGGAGUUGGAAGAAGCCGAACUUGAACUGCUCGAAGAAGUGGCAAAGCAUUUAGCAGAUUACGAUACACUCUUAAGUCAUAUUAAACUUCGCGAUGGCAUCUCAAAAAUAUUGCAAAUAUCACGACGUGGCAAUCAGUAUAUUCAAGCGAUGCAGCCUUGGGUGUUGGUGAAGGGAGAUGCGCAACAAAAGAAGCGUGCUGGUACAGUGAUGGGUGUUGCGGCGAAUAUUUCGUAUUUGUUGUCGAUCUUAUUGUAUCCGUAUAUGCCGCAAACCAGUGAUCGUAUUCGUCAGCAGUGUGCUCUACCCGAUUUACCAAUGUUAACACUCGAUCCAAUUUCAUACCUCAAAAUUGGUCAUCGAAUCGGCAAGCCUGAGCCAUUAUUUGCUAAAAUGGAAAAGUCAUUAGUGGAGGAAUUUAAACGCAAAUUUGGUGGUGGUGGCACCGAAAGUGAUACGAAAAGAUCAGCGCAUAAGGAAAAUAAUGAGAAGAAGAAAAAGAAGUCGACGAAGGUCAUUGAAAAGGACUCAAAUAUUGCUAAUAUAAAAGUUAACGCGAAGAUGAGUGCAAAAUAUCCAGGCCAUUGUGCUAUUGAUCGGAUUGUGCUCGAAACAGUUCUUUGGUUUUCUUUUACAGGUGCAAAGAGUGGUGAUGAUUCAGUGGAUAUCGGUCGUUUGGAUCUGCGUGUUGGGCGUAUUCUGGAAGCAUCAAGGCACCCGGAUGCAGACGCACUCUAUGUUGAGAAGGUCGACCUUGGUGAAGCACAACCACGUACUGUCGUUUCAGGACUGGUUCGUCAUAUGGUAGAUGACGGCUGGUUGGUUGAUCACAAUAAUUUGAUUGAUGCGAUGGUUAUGUGUGCAUCUACGCCAGAAAAGGUUGAAAUUCUUGAUGUGGAUCCAUCUUCUCAGCCCGGGCAGACGGUCACUUGUCCACCGUUCGAGAGUCGUCCAGAUGCGUUGCUGAAUCCGAAAAAGAAAGUUUGGGAGACAGUAGCAGUUGAUUUGACAGUAGCGACAAAUGGACAAGCCUCCUACAAGGGUCAUCCACUUCUGGUUAACGGCAAAACACCGGUGACAGCCGCAACUCUGAGAAAUGUUCCAGUGAAAUAG
Molecule: messenger RNA, 2445 nt
Organism: Anisakis simplex (herring worm)
Lineage: Eukaryota; Metazoa; Nematoda; Chromadorea; Rhabditida; Anisakidae
Source: the annotation of a GenBank genome assembly